GACGCGCGCCGCCAAGCAGCUUCCAGUCCCGGCAACUGCCUUCCGUCCGGUAAACCCAGGCGUUUUCGUCUCGCAUGCGCAGUGGCGUCCGUCCUUCUCUUCCUUCGCUAGGCGUCAUGUGGGACUUCUCUCCGGGUGGCCAUUGGGUUCCUCGUCUUGUGGGGACCUUGACGCUGUUGGCGUUACCUCAGGGGCCUUUGGUUCCAGAUUCAGUUCCCGAAAACCAUGAGGUUAAGUACAGAUGCAAACCAGGUUUUAUAAACAUCCCUGGAAGAAAUGAAACUAGUAUAUGCAUUGGCAAUUCUUGGCUGAAGAUGGAAGAACUUUGUGCUGUGGCGACAUGUGAAGAGCCAGCUGUUGAAAAUGGAAUUAAAUUGAGUGGAUUUCAGCAUUCAUAUACUUCUGGUGACAACAUGGUAUUUGAAUGUAAAAUUGGAUACUUUUUGAUUGGAAGUUAUUUCAUUCAAUGUGAGAAUAAUACCUGGCACCCUACGGUUCCAUCCUGUAAAAAGAUCACUCCAUACCUGUGUGGUGCCCCAGUAAUGCCUAUAGGGACAGUGGAGCCACUGCUAUCCCAAUAUGAAGUAGGAUAUGUCAUUUCUGUAUAUUGCAAUCCUGGUUAUUGUUUUCCUGAUGAAACCAUAGAGAUGAUAAUGAAAUGUAAAGGCUACAAUUUAUGGGAACCUCCUCCACAACCUUGCUUCAUUAGAACCUCACAUGACACUUUUCACUUGCAUAUUUCUAAUGGACAAAUAAAACAUGGAAGGAAAUAUAUAUAUGAGCCUGGAGAUAAUGCUAGUAUUAAGUGUGAUCCUGGCUAUACAAUCAAUGGACCAGAAAAUAUUCGAUACAUUGGUGGUGGAAAAUGGUUACCAAAACUUCCAGUUUGUGUUCUGAAUCCAUUUUUCACACUACUAAUAACAGUGUUUGUACUAAUUGUCUUACUGUUGGCGGCUAAAAUGAUUUACUGGAAAUAUCAGUCUCUGUAAAGGUACUUGAUUUGCAAGGACUACUUUAAAGCUACAGGAGACAAACUGUGUACAGUUCUGAAGAUAAUUUUGCAUGUAUAAAUCAAAGACUACAUUUUUAUUAUAUAUUUCUGUGUUGGAAACAAAGUAUAUAUUUUCAUGCAAAAUCUUAAAUCUUUUUCAAAUGAUGCCUAGAUGUUGUGUCACUUUGCACUUUUUAGUGUCAUUUAAUAAGUUAUAUCCAACAAGAAGCAAAUAUCUUUCUAUGAAUUUUAUCUGGAAUUUUUUGAAAAUUCAAGACAUGGUAGAUAAGUUACAGCUUAAUUUGUUCUAAGAUUAGUUUUCUUAUACAGGAUUUUAUCUCAUUGUAAUGUAAGAGUGAGAUUCAGUACAAUGUGAGAGUGUGGAGCAAGGACUCAAGAGAUUGUGGGUCCAAAUCCCCAUUUGGUGAUGGAAACUUGUGGUUAGCAGAGGUGAACUGUUACUUGAAAUCUGUUAGGGUCAUGAAAAUGUGACUUGACAGCACAUGACAAAAACAACAUAAGAAUAAAAGGGCUACUUUAGUGCAUCUGAAACAUAGCAGUCCUCUUUUCGUCUUCCGUUAUAUUCUUUUACAUUGGUCAUCCCAAUGUUUCCAGAAAUUCAGAAUCAGAUCAAAGGCCUGAAGGAAAAAUAUGGGUGUCGUGGGUGCGGCUUUCAAGAUAGGUGAGAUAUUUAAAGAGUG
Molecule: messenger RNA, 1692 nt
Organism: Pogona vitticeps (central bearded dragon)
Lineage: Eukaryota; Metazoa; Chordata; Lepidosauria; Squamata; Agamidae
Source: RefSeq, a predicted model, not a curated record